This is a messenger RNA of Carassius auratus (goldfish), 1628 nucleotides long. RefSeq names its product coiled-coil domain-containing protein 32-like. The transcript has 4 exons. Gene Ontology annotation, biological process: cilium organization. NCBI's taxonomy places the organism in Eukaryota, Metazoa, Chordata, Actinopteri, Cypriniformes, Cyprinidae. The coding region runs from base 155 to 691 and encodes 178 amino acids. The record is from RefSeq and is a predicted model, not a curated record.
AUCCUUCAGUUACUUGCUGCUCAGCACAGCAGCAGCGAAGGCACAGCAAGAGAUAAGGAUGGAUGUUAAAUGCUAAUGCGUGCAUGUUUUUCUCCUUUUAAUAUAUCUAUUUAGGUCUCAGGUGCACUGAGACCAUUGUACUUUAAGAAACGUGAUGAUUGACGACUUCGAAACCCAUGCGGUCCGAUCUAGUGGAGAUCUGUGGACUGAGAUCUGCUCCAGUCUGCCAGAGCCUCAGGAACAGGAUGUGGGACUAUUUACAGACUCAUUUGAGCCUUCCUCUCCAGGAAACCCUCAGACAAACUCUCCCAGAGCUUCUUUCAGCCCAUGGGAACCAAUGGCUGACUCUGAGGUUUACAUUGCCAGUUUAGAAAAUCGAUUAAAGAGGAUCAAGGGACAGUCGAAUGACAUAACAUCAAGAGAAAUGCUCCGUUCCUUGUCCCAGGCUAAAAAGGAGUGCUGGGAUCGAUUCCUUCAUGAUGCCCAAACCUCAGAACUGUUCCAGGAAGGGAGCUUCGAUCAGAGUGCUCUGGAGCAGUUCAAGCGCUGGCUGUCUCCUGAAAGGGUGGCCAUCAAUGCAGAAGAGCUGGAGUACCUUCUCUUACCCACACAGAACAGCGAGGCUCCUGCCAGCUCAACCCAAACUGACAAGCCAAGUGAGGAGGAUGAGUGCCCAAACCCAGAGAAAUAACCUUAUCACAGCAAUAACCUGUUUGCUGUGCUGACCAGCAGUGCUAGGGGAAGUAUAUGGGGUCUUGUUGUGGACAGCAACUAAAUAUUGUGAUCCAUUAAAAGGAUUAGUUCACUUCCAGUAUAAAAAAAUUCCUGAUAAUUUACUCCCCCCCCCCCCCCCCAUGUCAUCCAAGAUGUUUAUUUCUUUCUGAUUUAGUCACAAAGAAAUUAAGGUUUUUUUAAGGUAAAAAAAAAAGCCUUUAUGUCUUUGUGAAUGAAGAAACUGACAUCUUCGAUGACAUGGGGGCGAGUAAAUUAUCAGUUUUUUUUUAUUUAUUCUGAAAGUGAAGUAAUCCUUUAAUGGGAACAUUUGAUACGCAUUUAAAUCAAGGUUUCCUUGGUUGCGCAUGCCUCUCAAUCUGGUUUCAACUCUAGAUUCAUUUUUGUAUCCUCAUAUUUUCAUAACUGAAAGAAAUGUGAAUUUAAAAAAAUAAAAACUUUCUUUGAUAAAAUUGACUUGCCAAGGAGCAUGCUCUGCAAAAGCAGAAAUCUGAUUUGAUAGAGAAGUACAAGCAUAAUCUAAACCCAGUCCAAACUUGACUACAUGUUAUCAUAGAGCAUUCAACAUGUAUUUUCAAAUGAAUUUAAUUAUGUUGAUUAAUGUUUUUUUUUUGUUGCUACUGUCCUGUACUGUUGUCAUACACUAAUUAAAACAUACACGGACAAUACAUUUAUAAAAAAAAUUCAUGCAUAUUUAUAUGAUAUGAUAAUGUAAUAUCUGUCAUGUAUGUGAACAUUCCUCUGAAGUCAAACAUGUAGGUCAGUGCAGUGGAAAAGAUGACCACUAAAUUAAACAUUAGUAGAGAAUGUUAAGUGUAAUGUGCCUAUUGUCUCUAAACAUGUUAGUAACUAUACUUAAUUCUGAAAAGACAAUAAAAGCUAUGAAGGAGCUAUAA